AUGGCUACCCUCUACGAUGAUAUGAGCGGCUCGCGCUACCUGUCGUCGUCCAUCUCGUCGCUCUCGGCGUCCCGGCAUCAGUCGUCCCAGAUCGCCAAAGCCUACCGCCAGGCCGCCCAGCUGUUUCUUACGCGACGACUCCCGGAGGCGCUCUCGACGAUUGAGCCUAUUAUUACUCCGGCGCCCCCGGACGACACCAAUGGCAAAUCACAUGACGGGGAGCUCGUCGGCUAUGCUCCCAUUGCUACCGCGUCACGGGGCACGCGGGUGAAGGUGUGGAGCUUCUACCUCACCUUCCUCAAUGCAGUGGUCGAGCUCGGCGCGGAAGAGGGCAAGCACGCGUUUGGCAGCACGAGGUGGAAGCAGUUGGUCAGCAAGUGCCGCGAUGGCAGUGUUUGGGAUGAGGUGGUUCGAGACGGCUACGCAGGGGUUGACGGAGAUGUCGAUGCAGAUGUCGUAGUCAAUCUAGCAACCCUCCUCCUCACCCACUGCCCGUCCCAGCGCCUGAACCAGCAGAAGCUCGAGACAUAUCUCUCCGCGACUGCCACCCCGACCUUCGACGUCGCCUCCCACAUGUCCUCGCCCUCGUACCAACGCCGCCAAUCCCAGCGCAGCGUCCAGAACGGCACCGACACCCCCCGCGACCUCAACACCCGCAUCAAGCUCCUCGAGCUCUACACCCUGCACAUCCUCCCGCGCAACGAAGAAUGGGACUACGCCCGCGAGUUCAUCACCAUGUCCGAGGUCCUCGACGACGAGCGCAAAGAAGCCUUCCUCCUCGCCCUGCACUCGCUCAAAGAGGAAAAAGAAGACGCCGAAGCCCGCGAAGAGAAGUUGCGCCAGCAACAACAAGAACAGAUGGAGGAGCGCCGCAAGGAGACGGAAGCUCGCCGCCUCGAACAGUCCCGCGCCGAAGAUGAGAGGCGCAAGCGCGAGGAGGAAAAUCGCAGACAGCCCAGAGGCAGCGAUGAGCGUAUACGUCCUCAGCACAACAUCAUCCCCACGCCCACCUCACGCACCUCCCGCCAACCAGCCAAGCGCCCCUCCACGCCGCCGCCCGGCUUCUACAACCGCGCAGCCACCAUGUUCGCAUCGCUGCAGACCAUCAUAGCAGACGCCGCCCACCAAAUGACGGCGAAUCCCAUGGCGUUGUUCCGCACGUUUUUGUUCUUGCUGGCUUUUACAUUGGCCGUGGGGCGGAGGGAUUUGCGCGAGAGGAUCAUGCGGAUUGUGAGGACGGCGUGGGAGAAGGUGCGCAGGACCGUGGGUAUGGGGGUUAAGGUCUCGUAUAUUUAAUGAUGUGGGGAGGGCUCUCGUAUGUUCAUGAACUGAAUUUGAAUGGGAUGAGAUGGGAUGGAAUGGGGGUUUUGGUUAGCCAGAGUCGAGCCACGCAUGUGCUGGGCGCCGAAACUUUGUCAUUUUCCAUAUAUGUCAUCUUCUCAGCUUCUGUCAAAUCGUUCAUGUAAUGGAACAUGGUUAGAGGCCACAGUGAUCCGCAUGGUCCGCUUUUGAUGCCUGUGCAUUCUUCCCAGGUUCUGUUUGAGAAAUGGGGAUAUAUACACCUCCUCUCUCUCUCGCCCUGAUGCGUCUCUCCUCAGCUCAUGACUUCUAAGGCAUAGCGAUAUAAAUGUAUCCUCUCUCCUCUUGUACAUUUCUUUCAUCACACACUCCCAUCUCCGGGUCCCAAAAAGCUCAAGAGAAAGCUCAUAUGGUCUGAGCACUAAAAAUAGAUUCUUCUGCUCUUCA
Parastagonospora nodorum SN15 is the source of this 1746-nucleotide messenger RNA. RefSeq lists its product as hypothetical. The record is from RefSeq and is a predicted model, not a curated record. NCBI's taxonomy places the organism in Eukaryota, Fungi, Ascomycota, Dothideomycetes, Pleosporales, Phaeosphaeriaceae. The transcript has 2 exons. Bases 1 to 1296 code for a protein of 431 amino acids.